AUGCCUGACCCAACUAUGCCUGAGGAGUAUGCCGAGCUUAUGAAGCACAACGGCCCUGAACAUUAUCUGUACAACCCUCAGAGGUAUAGCAAGCUUCACCCUGGUUCAGUUGGAUAUUUUGACAAAUAUGGGAUUUGGAACCAAAUCACGGAUCUUUCACAGCCAGGAGAUCGGCAUGAUAUUGGUUUUAAGGGCAUCGGUAAAGUGCUUUCCUAUGAUGUCCCCACUGAAUCCAUGUGGAACGACGUAUCCUCAGGUACUGAAGCGGAAUCAAGCUUCGGACUCAAGGGCGGGUUGUCAGGCAUGCUCGCUGCCGCUCCAGUGGAAGCGGAGGCUAAUGCGAGCAACAAGAGGGGUUCGUCUGGGACAGCAGCUCUGGUUACUACCGAAGCGGUCCAGAAUCAGAGACUCGAGGGUGGCUCCGGCAGGCUUAUCAGCGACUGGGUGAAGAAGAAUGGCAAGAUUCUGAUGAAGUCCAACUACGGCGAUGAAAUUCGAGACUAUGGGCUAUGGGUGAUCCACACCACAUGGUCCACCCCGGAAUGUGCGAUUAAAAUGAACAGCGCUUUCCAUCGCAAUACCAGCGCGGGGCUGGGCGUUGGAGCCACCGAUGUUGGUAAGAUUGGAGGUAGUGGAUCAUCGCUUAAGAAGCUUGAAUCCAAGGGCUGGAAAUCAUUUCAAGCCACAGAGAGUGACCAGGGACUCGUCGUAGCGUAUGGUGGAGCUAGAUUCAGACUUCGUACCAUCCGACCAUUCUGGUACCCGCCGCUCAAACAGACCGAGAGAAUGUCCGCUCGUGAAGAGUCAAUGAAGGUUUUGUACAAUGACAAACAAGAACUAAUUGGCUACGAAAGGUGGCAUAUGGCUCGUGAUGAAAACGGAGACAUUCAAUGGGUGCCGAUCUCUAAGGAGGAAUUAGUUUUCGAUGAAAACCGAAAGGAGCUUGGAAUGGUGUACUGGAACCGUAUUUCCGACGAAGAUGGACGAGAGAUUGGAUGGGACCCCUACCGCAAGGAGGAUUACAUUUUUGAUGAAGAUGGAGAGAAGACCGGGGUCGAGUAUUCCAGGCCUACUCGUGGCAGUACGAGGCAACAUAUCGAAUGGGAGAAGUAUGAUAAGGACGCUGAGGACGCUGUGGAGGAAGAGACCAUGAUGAAAGAGCUUGAAAUGGCAAAUAAGAAAAGGAUUGAAGAGCAGAAGCAGGCACGCAGGGAGUAUGAGGACCAAGACGAAUUUGAAAUCAGGUGUGAGACGGUCGGAAUGGAUGAGAAUGAAAUUGGAUAUGACACCGAGAAAGUAGAACGCACCGGGACUCCUCCUUCAUCCAGGUCCAAGUGCUGCGUCAUGUAG
This is a messenger RNA of Aspergillus caelatus, 1350 nucleotides long. RefSeq lists its product as uncharacterized. The coding region runs from base 1 to 1350 and encodes 449 amino acids. Lineage: Eukaryota; Fungi; Ascomycota; Eurotiomycetes; Eurotiales; Aspergillaceae. The record is from RefSeq and is a predicted model, not a curated record. The transcript is spliced from 3 exons.